Panicum virgatum (switchgrass) is the source of this 2102-nucleotide messenger RNA. RefSeq names its product B3 domain-containing protein Os03g0619600-like. The record is from RefSeq and is a predicted model, not a curated record. Lineage: Eukaryota; Viridiplantae; Streptophyta; Magnoliopsida; Poales; Poaceae. Gene Ontology annotation, molecular function: DNA binding. Bases 168 to 1808 code for a protein of 546 amino acids. The transcript is spliced from 7 exons.
UCUGAUUUUUGUAAUUUAAUUUCCAGCCACCCCUCCACGUCAAGGCAUUUGUUGUAGAUUGUUGGGUGGAUACAACUCCCACAUUGAAUACACGUUCUUGAAGUGUGUGCUUCUGACUGCUACAGUUUCACCGAGCAAAAAAAAAGACUGCUUCAGUUUCAGUUCCAAUGGCUAGAGGUGAUGGUUCCCGGAUGAAGAAGCCCUGUGAUUGUUGCAAAAGAUACUUGGACCACUUGGAUGAAAAGAAUCAGCCUAUGAGCUAUUUCUUCAGGCGUAUGGAUGCUAAUUCUAAACAGAGCCUAAUCGUGCCAAACAGGUUUGUGAAGCGUUUUGCAGGAAAGCUGUCAGGAAGAAUCAAAUUGGAAUCUCCUAAUGGUACUCUGCAUAAUGUUGAAGUCAGAGAGCAAUAUGAUAAGACGGUGCUUCAACGUGGAUGGGAGGCAUUUGUUGAUGCCAAUCACGUAAAAGAGAAUAACUUCAUGCUCUUUCGUCACAUUGAGAAAUCUCGUUUUGAGGUUCUGAUUCUUGAAUCCGAUGGUUGUGAGAAAGUUUUUCCUUGUGCCGGAGUAAGAAACACCCCAUGUAUUCAAGAACGAAGGUUAGAUUCAGUUGAUAUUUCAAGCAGCUAUUCUCAUGACACCACAGAAUCAUCUGGACGUCAAAGAUUUGCGAGGUGUCAGAGGAGUAGCUGCAGUCACCGUGGAAGAACUGCAAAUAUGACUGCGACAUCCUCAUCAUUCGAGGAGUCAGGAGAAGACGCUUCUUCUGAAAAUACAUCUUUUGAGUCUGAUAGUCUUGAGAUUGCACCAAAGGCUGACUAUGUUUUAUCAAGUAGAAGGUAUCUAUCUGAAGCACAAAGAAAGAAAGUAAUUGCGCUUAUCCAAGAAAUCAAACCUGAAAUCGCUGUUUUUGUAUCAAUCAUGCGGAAGUGCAAUGUUCAAAGCUCAGGUCCAUACUUGGUUAUAUCUAAGGAAUAUGCAUUGGCACAUUUUCCACAUGAAACCACAUAUCUCACACUUCAGAGGCCAGGCAAAAGCAAGAAGUGGCACCCCAGAUUCUACAUAAGAAAUGACAGAAGAGUGUACAUGCUUAGAGGGCAGUGGUUAGACUUUGUGCGUGACAAUCAUGUGCAGGAAGGGGAUAUAUGCCUCCUCCUACCAGCAAAGACUGGGAGAAAAUUCACGUUGACGGUCUAUCUACUUCGUGCAACAGAAACUCAUUCCAGUGGUGGAAGUGGAACUGGUUUACAAAGGUUUGGCCCAUGCCAUGGUAAAUCAAUUAAGGAGCUGGCUUCCCCAGUUCAUAUUAAGGAGGAGUCGAUAGAUGGAGAACAUGUUUCCUCGGAGAGUAGCAUGAAAGAAAUUUCUGACGGAUCCCUGAACAGCAAUGACUCUGGAGGUCCUUGUGACCCUCCCUACAUUGUACCAGGCAAGAGCUGUCUAUCUCGAUCUCAAAAGAAGAUCGUUGAAACGAAAGUGCGAUCCAUCCAAUCUGAAGUUCCCAUUUACAUAGUAAUCAUGAAGAGCUCCAGCGUUGUUGUCUCUAAGCAGAUGCUAGAAUUUGGUGCACACUAUGCUGCUGCAUAUCUUCCGGCUAGAGAGCAAACCAUGGUGCUCCAGUGCAACGGGAAGACGUGGAAUACCGAUAUGGUGAUUCGUAAUGGCAGCAGGUUGUUUCUGCGUGGAGGUUGGCCCAAAUUUGUUUGUGACAACGGUCUGCGAGUUGGUGACAUCUGUCUGUUCGAACUGAAGAAGAACGAGAGCAAGCUUACCAUGGAGGUCCAUGUUAUCUCCAGGGAGGAGUUUUAGUUUGAAUUAAUCAAGUAUACACGUCUUGUGGUGAUGUCUAAUUGUUGUAAGAAAUUUUUAAUCCCAGCCUUAUUAUGAAUAUCGAGAGACUAGAGGUAACUUAAUAUCAGUAUCAAUCGCUGUUUGGUUUCUAGAUUGGCCCUUCAACCCCUUGCUUUUGAUGAUAAUUGAGAUGAUAUUCACUGCCUCAGAAAACUGUGAUGACUUGAUGCAAAUAUUACCCCUACUGCACAUUCUGUUGUAAACGGUUUCUGGGUAACUUUGAACCAACAUUUGUUUGGCAGUAACUUUGAA